Capsella rubella is the source of this 1427-nucleotide messenger RNA. RefSeq lists its product as uncharacterized. Lineage: Eukaryota; Viridiplantae; Streptophyta; Magnoliopsida; Brassicales; Brassicaceae. The transcript has a single exon. The coding region runs from base 155 to 1360 and encodes 401 amino acids. The record is from RefSeq and is a predicted model, not a curated record.
CCGACACGUCUCUCACAGUCCCUCUAUUUCUCUCUUUCUUAUUACAAAUUCUUAAUUCUCCUCUGAUCAUAUUCCUCACCAGUCAGUUACACAACUCUCAAAACGUUAACGUAUUUCUCUAAAGAAUUUGCUCUUUCUCUCUUCUGAGUUAAACAUGGUCGAUGUUUCCCCGAGAGCGACCGGUUUGACGCCGGCUCACGCAGCCGGUCUCCGCCGUCUCUCAGCUCGCGCCGCCGCUCCACCUAAUCAGACGAUCAGAAACAGCGUUCAAUCUCUCUCUCCUUUCGCCGAUAGAGUAAUCAACCAUCUUACAAAUUCAGGUAUCGAUAUCCAACCGGGUCUCUCCGACGCUGAGUUUUCCCGAGUCGAAGCGGAGUUUGGUUUCACCUUCCCACCAGACCUCCGUGUUAUCCUCUCCACCGGUCUCUCCGUCGAUGCAGGGUUCCCAGAUUGGCGUUCUCCCAGAGCUCGUCUCCACCUCCGUGCCAUGAUCGAUCUCCCAAUCGCCGCUGUAUCGUUACAAAUCGCGAAAAACAGUCUCUGGUGCAAAUCUUGGGGCUUUAAACCACCGGACCCAGAGAAAGCCUUACUGCUGGCGAGAAACGCCUUAAAAAGAGUUCCUUUAUUGAUACCUGUCUUCGAUCACUGCUACAUUCCUUGUAACCCGUCUUUAGCGGGUAAUCCUAUCUUCUUCGUCGACGAGACUCGGAUCCUUUGCUGCGGGUCGGAUCUAUCCGAGUUCUUCGAGCGUGAAUCUGCUUUUCGCAGCUCCGAUUUCUUCCCAAGAAGACUCACCAAGCAGCGUUCGGUUAGCGAGCCAUCAGCUGGAUCAUCCUCGAAUUUCUCCAGUAGAAGCUUAGAUUCGGGUCGAGCUAACGGACCGGGUACGUCGAGAUGGGUGGAGUUUUGGAGUGACGCGGCGGUGGAUAGUUGCCGGAGAUACUCAUCCGCCUCAUCAUCAUCGUCUGCUUCUUCUUCCUCAUCUCAGUCCUCAUCUCCGGACAUUCCCAAAACCGAGACUCCGAGAUGGGUAAACCAGUACGUAAACCGGAUCGGUUCUAUUUUGAGAGGAGGCGGGUGGAGUGAAUCCGACAUCGACGAGAUUAUCCACGUGUCAGCAUCGGGUUUCCUUGCGGGUGAAAUGGUAAUUAUUGAUAAUCAAACGGUUCUUGAUGUGCUAUUACUGAAAGCGGGUCGGAUAUCGGAGUCGCUCCGUAAGUCCGGGUGGAGCUCCGAGGAAGUCUCGGACGCGCUUGGGUUUGAUUUUCUACCGGAGAAAGAGCGGAAACCGGCUAAUAAACUAUCGCCUGUGCUUGUCGAACGAUUCGAUACACUUGCUGAAUGGGUUUCCCGGUCCUGAAACACACAUUAUAUUGGAAUUAUUGGUGAUAUAUAUAUUACUGAAUAAAAUCUGAAAAUUGUACGUU